Messenger RNA from Carica papaya (papaya), 825 nucleotides. NCBI's taxonomy places the organism in Eukaryota, Viridiplantae, Streptophyta, Magnoliopsida, Brassicales, Caricaceae. The record is from RefSeq and is a predicted model, not a curated record.
AGGUAAAUAUGAUUGUCUUAUCCUGAUGCAUCCAAAACAAAUAUCUUGAUGAGAAAACGAAAGAUUAGCAACAGCAAAUUUUACUUAGUUCUUGAGGUGUGUUGAAUUUCUGUUUUCCUAUUUUCCUAUCUUCUACCUGCAUCAACAAUGGCAUCGUCCGCUGCUCUUAGCAUCGUCGGCGCCGGUGCCGGAACCUGGUUUUCGGGGGAAAGAAAUCUCUCUCCGGGACCCAGGAAGCAUUUUCUGUGGUUAAGCCUUCCAGGAAAGCAUUCGCUACAUUACAAGUGCUUUCGGCUCAUACCCAGAACGAAAGGCUUCAUUUUUGCUUUGGGAAAGGAGGCUGAAGAUAGCUUUCUCUCGAAUAUGAAUGAAGAUACGGAUGAUAUGUUUGAUGACUUGUUUAAUAAGUAUGGGAAGGUCGUAUUCAGGCGAACUGAUCAAAAGCCCCCUACUGCUGAGGUUGAUGAUGAUGCUGAAAGCUUAGCGUUUGCGGUAGCAAUGGCCAAGGUUGCAAGUGAGGUGAAAGCUGCAGAUAUAAAAGUCCUCUUUGAGAAGCCUUUUGUGUACGGGAAUAGGUUUUUCAUCAUUGCAACAGCAGGUGUGAAUCAGAUGGUGGAAAGAGAAGGAGAUGGAAGAAAUUAUCAACUGUCAAGAAAAGCACAGAAAGGAAAAGGAGCUUAUGGAGGUGCCAAUAUGACUCACAAGCAUCGCCAGAAUGAGAAAAGUCAAGCAAUGAGGCCCUCUAAUUUCAGCUUCUCAAUCUCAAUCUCAUGUAUAAGCUUUUGGGUUUUGAUCAUCUUCGGCUUUGCUUAUUUUUCUCCCUAG